Procambarus clarkii (red swamp crayfish) is the source of this 1222-nucleotide messenger RNA. The record is from RefSeq and is a predicted model, not a curated record. NCBI's taxonomy places the organism in Eukaryota, Metazoa, Arthropoda, Malacostraca, Decapoda, Cambaridae.
GGAAGAUGAGGCUGUCACGCUGCGUCACGCGGGCUCCGUCACACUGCGUCACGCGGGCUCCGUCACGCUGCGUCACGCGGGCUCCGUCACGCUGCGUCACGCGGGCUCCGUCACGCUGCGUCACGCGGGCUCCGUCACGCUGCGUCACGCGGGCUCCGUCACGCUGCGUCACGCGGGCUCCGUCACGCUGCGUCACGCGGGCUCCGUCACGCGGGCUGCGUCACGCUGCGUCACGAGGGCUCCGUCACACUGCGUCACGCGGGCUCCGUCACACUGUGUCACGCGGGCUCCGUCACGAGGGCUCCGUCACACUGCGUCACGCGGGCUCCGUCACACUGCGUCACGCUCCGUCACGCGGGCUCCGUCACGCUCCGUCACGCGGGCUCCGUCACGCUGCGUCACGAGGGCUCCGUCACACUGCGUCACGCGGGCUCCGUCACACUGCGUCACGCGGGCUCCGUCACACUGCGUCACGCGGGCUCCGUCACGCUGCGUCACGCGGGCUCCGUCACGCUGCGUCACGCGGGCUCCGUCACGCUGCGUCACGCGGGCUCCGUCACGCUGCGUCACGCGGGCUCCGUCACGCUGCGUCACGCGGGCUCCGUCACGCGGGCUGCGUCACGCUGCGUCACGAGGGCUCCGUCACACUGCGUCACGCGGGCUCCGUCACACUGUGUCACGCGGGCUCCGUCACGAGGGCUCCGUCACACUGCGUCACGCGGGCUCCGUCACACUGCGUCACGCUCCGUCACGCUCCGUCACGCGGGCUGCGUCACGCUGCGUCACGAGGGCUCCGUCACACUGCGUCACGCGGGCUCCGUCACACUGCGUCACGCGGGCUCCGUCACGCGGGCUCCGUCACACUGCGUCACGCGGGCUCCGUCACACUGCGUCACGCGGGCUCCGUCACACUGUGUCACGCGGGCUCCGUCACGAGGGCUCCGUCACACUGCGUCACGCGGGCUCCGUCACACUGCGUCACGCGGGCUCCGUCACGCUGCGUCACGAGGGCUCCGUCACACUGCGUCACACGGGUUCCGUCACACUGCGUCACGCGGGCUCCGUCACGCUGCGUCACGAGGGCUCCGUCACGCUGCGUCACGCGGGCUCCGUCACGCUGCGUCACGAGGGCUCCGUCACACUGCGUCACGCGGGUUCCGUCACACUGCGUCACGCGGGCUCCGUCACGCUGCGUCACACAGGCUUCGUGACGCUGCUCCAG